AUGCGCUCCGGUGAGAUGCGCCUCGCCCUCGACACGUUCGAUACCGUCGACGAGGCCACCCAUGUGUACGUCGCGACAGCGUGGCGCCCUAGGUGGCCUCGUAGGGAGAUGAACUUCUCCGAGGUGAUGACGCUGGAGUGGGCACAUCGGCUAGCGCCUCCCCCACGGGUUGUCACCGAAGAGGACCGUCGUCAGAACCGAAGGCGGGAGCGCCGCCUCGACAUUGCUGAGAUGGACGAGCAGGCCAUAGCGACGUGGUGCCAACAGUUCCCGCAGGACGUCCUCGACGAACGCGAAUUCUUCGCACAAAGGAGGAUGAAGAGGAGGGCGAUGAAGAGGAGGGCGUAG
Hordeum vulgare subsp. vulgare (domesticated barley) is the source of this 348-nucleotide messenger RNA. RefSeq lists its product as uncharacterized. The record is from RefSeq and is a predicted model, not a curated record. The transcript has 2 exons. NCBI's taxonomy places the organism in Eukaryota, Viridiplantae, Streptophyta, Magnoliopsida, Poales, Poaceae. Bases 1 to 348 code for a protein of 115 amino acids.